Culex quinquefasciatus (southern house mosquito) is the source of this 1074-nucleotide messenger RNA. RefSeq lists its product as uncharacterized. NCBI's taxonomy places the organism in Eukaryota, Metazoa, Arthropoda, Insecta, Diptera, Culicidae. Gene Ontology annotation, cellular component: condensed chromosome; condensin complex; cytoplasm. The transcript is spliced from 5 exons. Bases 1 to 822 code for a protein of 273 amino acids. The record is from RefSeq and is a predicted model, not a curated record. Gene Ontology annotation, biological process: mitotic chromosome condensation.
AUGGCAGUCCGUCCCACAGCCGUUGAAGGUCAAAUCCAUUCCAAGUCCAGUCGCGUUCGAUCGUCGAAUGUACAAUCAAGUGUGAUUCAUCAACCUGUUAAGUUGAGUACUGACGGAGCUUGCAAAAGCUGGAACUGGCUCAACAAGUUGCUACUCGAUCCCAACCUGUGCGAGUCGGACGUGUUGCCGAUUUUCCGCCAAGCGGUCAUAACGUCGCUGGGUCGCAACUACCGGACAAUUCCAUACAUCCUCAAGCGCGUCUGGGACGUUGACGAACGCGUCCGGCGGCACACGUACAUCCAGAUAAGCAGCUACCCGGUCAAGCAGUACAUAGUGGCCCAGCGGUUUGUCAAAAUAGUGCUCAUUCCGCAGUGGUUCGAGUCGUACCAGAAGAAUAAUGUGGCGUUCGUGAAGGCGCUCAAAAUCGACGCGGACGAGAAGGAGAUGGAACGGUUCGCGAAGACGGCCAAGCUUGCGCUGGGGGAGAUCUUUACUAAAUACGGCCUCAACGACGCCACCACGAUGCUCGGGCUGCGCGAGGAGGACAAAACGAUCCCGCUGAAGAACCUCACCAUCGAGACGGCAAUCUGCUGGCAGGCGCUGCUCAAGAUCCUCCAGCACACCGAUUCGUACGAGCUGGACGCGUACAUGGUGGAUCUGACGGCGUUUGGCAACUACAUCAAGACCUUUGCGGACACGCCGACGCUGUGCAAGUACAUCCGGCAGCUGGCGUACGAUCCAUCGAUGACGAGGGACAUGUUACAGAAGAUGUACUUCCAGUCGAUGAUGCAGGUGCUGCUAGAGAUUGUACGAUCUGGGUGACGAGGUCGGUCGGGAGAACUUGAAGAAGGUGCUGGCGGAAAUGUUGGCGAUCUUGGCGAGGGCAACGUGAAGACGAUUAUGGCCAUCUUUGAGCGGUUGGUGUGUGACGUCGAGGAGCGGUUCCGAUUCUGUGUGGAUUUGAUCAACGGCAUAAUGGACUUGAAGGAGCAGGAGAUGGACAAGGUCAACAAGAAGGAUUAUGGCGGUGCGCGGCGAGCGUCGGCGGGUUGAUCGCGCCAAUGACGUACACAC